AUGAUGACAGAAAAUAAUGAACUCAUUUAUCAUACAUGUUAUGCCUAUCUAAUACACCAUUUGCCCAUGAAGAAAAAUCUUAAAAUAUUUGAUCGUUCAACAGCUGAAAAUGAAAUUGAAAAGAUUAAAUGUGUAUCACCAGUGCGUUUAUGUCUUGUGUUUACUGAAGAUUGUCUACGUAUAAAACGCUUCGGAAGAAACACAAACCGGUAUAAAUGGCAUACACUAUUUUAUGAACAAAUUCAAUUUUAUUAUUCCACUCAUGAUGAAAAUAAUUUAAUCAUUCUGGGAAUUAUUUCUCCAAGUGGUCGUAAACGUGGUUAUCAAUAUUUAUAUGUUGAAAACAAGGAUGAUCUGCAGAAGGUAGAAGAGACCCUUCAUCAGAUAGCUGAACAUCGUUUACAGAUACUAAAACAAGUCCCAGAGAUAAGUCAGAUUAAUAUCAACAACUCGAAUAAUGAAUGA
Trichobilharzia regenti is the source of this 465-nucleotide messenger RNA. The record is from the annotation of a GenBank genome assembly. Lineage: Eukaryota; Metazoa; Platyhelminthes; Trematoda; Strigeidida; Schistosomatidae.